AUGAUUGUAAGAAAUGAUGAUGAUGAUGAUGAUGAUGAUGAUGAAGGAGACAAUGUCUCCCGUUCUCUGGCUCCCAACAGAACAUAUUCAAGAACACCCAGAAGAAAACAAUAUGCAGUUGACGAGUAUGUGGUUUCCUCGCAUCCUGAGUUUCCAAUCCCAACGGAUCUCAGAGAGUUAUUGCAUAAUAAGCGAGUCCCUGAUGUUAUUAUGGAAGAUUUGAACAUGGAGAGUUAUGCUGCGCAUGAAUCAAUGCAACCUACAACUCCAAGAAGGGACACAUGCAAAGGCCAUUUGGUUUUGGAUUUGGGAAUGGAUAUUUCUCCAUUGAUUUACUUGAAGUUAGAUUCUCAACUUAGCGGUAAUGUGGCAAACGCAGAGACUAUAAUUGAAACCCUUCAACUUAAGUUUUUAGAUUUAAUGAGCAUAUUGUUCCCUUAUCCAGAGGACAUCCCUAUCCCCAAACUCAAUACAAGUAACGACAGUCCUGCGGUUGGAAAUUCAGAUAUGUGGUACCAGAGCGCCCAAGAACAGAUGAUACUUGUCUGUCAUGUCCAUUCCAGGUCCACUUAUGGAGUUGUCAUAUAUCCAGAGGAGUAG
Messenger RNA from Dovyalis caffra, 600 nucleotides. NCBI's taxonomy places the organism in Eukaryota, Viridiplantae, Streptophyta, Magnoliopsida, Malpighiales, Salicaceae. The record is from the annotation of a GenBank genome assembly.